Drosophila busckii is the source of this 12483-nucleotide messenger RNA. RefSeq names its product protocadherin-like wing polarity protein stan (gene stan). Gene Ontology annotation, cellular component: plasma membrane. NCBI's taxonomy places the organism in Eukaryota, Metazoa, Arthropoda, Insecta, Diptera, Drosophilidae. Gene Ontology annotation, biological process: cell surface receptor signaling pathway; G protein-coupled receptor signaling pathway; homophilic cell-cell adhesion. The record is from RefSeq and is a predicted model, not a curated record. Gene Ontology annotation, molecular function: G protein-coupled receptor activity; calcium ion binding.
AUGCAAACAAAGGUCAGUCUGUGGCUGCUGCUGCUGCUGCAGCUGUCGGCGCAGAUAGCAGAGGUGCCCGGUUAUUUGAUCAUAGUGCAUGAGGACACGCCGCCCGGCGCUGUUAUAUUCAAUGCGUCGGUGUAUAAGCUCGGCUCGGAGCGUCAUUAUAAAAUCAAUGCACACAAGUCGGCGAACUUUGUGCAUCAUCUAGUCGCUGUUAGCCACAAGGAUGGGCAAAUACAGCUGAAGAAGUCGCUGAAAUGCGACGGCAUCUACUAUCCCAGUUUGUUUACCUUCUACGUGGACUCGACAUCGAAUCGCCUGCGCUCCAUUGACUACUACAGUCUGCCCGUGCGCAUUUUCAUAUCGGGCCACAGCUGCAACGAGGAUCGACGCGCCGAGCAGGAGCUGCAUCACUUGCAUCACUACGAGGAGGAGGACAACACGGGCUACUCCAAACGACGACGCAGGCGUCGCGAUUUGCAGCAGCAGCUGCAGCUCGAUGGCAAUCAGCUGGAGCUGGCGUACAGUGAGAACAGCACAGACUUUCGUGCCGGCGAUUUGAUCUUUGGCAACAGCUUCGACAACGAAAUGCGUCAUCGCAUACUGAGCCGCAAGCGUCGCGGCGCCGUCGGCUCAGAUCCGCUGCAGCUGCAGCCAGCGCUGCAUCGCCGCGUCUCGGAUGCCAAGCAAUGGAUAUCGGAGACCUACGCCAGCUAUGCCAUACACACCACCGAUAAAUGGAAUCAGAUUUGCCUGCGCAAAUCGCAGUUCAUCAACAAUCUGAACGCGUUUCUGCCCAAGUCCGUGUGCCAGCAUUGCAAGGUGAACUUUCUGGAUGUGAACGACGAGCGCUUUGCCAUCGAGCAUCUGAACAAUGAUCUGGUGGCCAGUCGCGAUGUCUGCAUACACGAGUCCAUGUGGAAAGUGGCCAUUACCUUUAACAUACGCUGCAAUCGCAACGACAUUGUGGACUCGGAUCAUCGCCUGAAGAUUGUGUAUCACCAUCAGGAGUUCAAUGACACGGACAUUGCCAAGCGCGUGCGACGUGAGCUGCGCAAUCAGUCGCCCUAUUUCGAGCAGGCGCUAUAUGUCGCCUCUGUGCUGGAGGAGCAGCCCGCGGGCGCAGCAGUCACCACAGUGCGCGCACGUGAUCCGGAGGAUUCGCCUGUGGUUUACUCCAUGGUAUCGCUGCUCGACUCGCGCUCGCAGUCCUUGUUCAAGGUGGACUCGCGCACGGGUGUGGUUACCACUUCAGCUGGCCUGGAUCGCGAGCUCAUGGAUGUGCACUACUUUCGUGUGGUGGCCACCGAUGAUAGCUUCCCGCCACGCAGCGGCACCACCACCUUGCAGGUGAAUGUGCUCGACUGCAACGAUCACAGUCCCACCUUUGAGGCGGAGCAGUUCGAGGCGGCCAUCAGAGAGGGUGCCACAGUGGGCUCCACAGUCAUCACGCUGCGCGCCACGGAUCAGGACAUUGGCAAGAAUGCGGAAAUCGAAUACGGCAUUGAAGCGGUCACAGAUGGCGUUGGCGCUGCACAGGAUCAGGAGAUGCCCAUUUUUCGCAUCGAUUCGCGCUCGGGCGUCAUUUCCACGCGCAGCAGUUUGGACCGCGAGACCUCGGACAGCUACCAGUUGCUGGUGACGGCCUCGGACAUGGCGGCGACGCAGAGCGAGCGCAAGACGGCGACGGCCAGCGUGCUGGUGAAGAUUCUCGAUGACAACGACAACUAUCCGCAGUUUAGCGAGCGCACGUACACGGUGCAGGUGCCGGAGGAUCAGUGGGGCGAUGACAACACCGUGGCGCAUAUACGCGCCAGCGAUGCGGAUCAGGGCAAUAAUGCGGCCAUACGCUAUGCCAUCAUUGGCGGCAACACGCAGUCGCAGUUCUCCAUUGACUCGAUGAGCGGCGAUGUGAGUUUGGUCAAGCCGCUGGACUAUGAAAGCGUGCGCAGCUAUCGCCUGGUCAUACGUGCUCAAGAUGGCGGCAGUCCGUCCAGAAGCAACACCACGCAGCUGCUGGUCAAUGUUAUCGAUGCCAAUGACAAUGCGCCGCGUUUUUACACCUCCCAGUUCCAGGAGAGCGUGCUGGAGAAUGUGCCCAUUGGCUACAACAUAAUACGCGUGCAGGCCUACGACUCGGAUGAGGGCGCCAAUGCGGAGAUUAGCUACAGCAUCUCCGAGCGGGAUGACAACUUUCCGCUGGCUGUAGAUUCACGCACUGGUUGGGUGCAAACCAUCAAGCCGCUAGAUCGCGAGGAGCAGAGUCGCUUUGCUUUUCAGGUGGUGGCCAAAGAUGGCGGCGUGCCGCCCAAGUCUGCAAGCUCCUCAGUGGUUAUUACUGUGCAGGAUGUGAACGACAACGAUCCUACGUUUAAUCCCAAAUACUAUGAGGCCAAUGUGGCGGAGGAUCAGCAGCUGGGCACGCCAGUAACAACUGUAACCGCUACCGAUCCCGAUGAGGAUUCGCGACUGCAUUAUGAGAUAACAACGGGCAAUACGCGUGGACGCUUUGCCAUCACUUCGCAGAAUGGGCGUGGCUUGAUUACCAUUGCCCAAUCGCUGGACUACAAGCAGGAGAAGCGCUUUUUGCUCACAGUGACAGCUACGGAUUCGGGUGGACGCACGGAUACGGCUACAGUGCAUAUAAACAUAACUGAUGCGAAUAACUUUACGCCCAUUUUCGAAAAUGCGCCCUACAGCGCUUCGGUGUUUGAGGAUGCGCCAGUGGGCACCACAGUGCUGGUGGUAUCGGCCACAGACAGCGAUGUGGGCAUUAAUGCGCAGAUCACUUACUCACUCAACCAGGACAGCAUCAAUGGCCUCAAAACUGUAGAUCCGUUUACAAUCAAUCCACAAACGGGCGCCAUUAUCACCAGCGCGCCACUGGACAGGGAAACCAACAGUGGCUAUCUGCUGACUGUAACAGCCACGGACAAUGGCACGCCCGCUUUGAGUGACACCACCGAUGUGGAAAUAAGCAUAACCGAUGUAAACGACAAUGCGCCAACGUUCAAGAGUCCGCUCUAUCAGGCGUCCAUACUGGAGGAUGCACUGGUGGGCACUUCGGUGAUACAAGUGGCUGCCAGCGAUACGGAUAUUGGGCUGAAUGGACGCAUUAAGUAUUUGCUAAGCGAGCGUGAUGUGGAGGAUGGCAGCUUUGUCAUAGAUCCCACCUCGGGCACCAUCAGAACCAACAAGGGCUUGGAUAGAGAAAGCGUUGCCAUUUAUCAUCUCACAGCGAUAGCAGUGGACAAGGGCUCGCCGCCGCUCUCCAGCAGUGUGGAGGUGCAAAUACGCUUGGAGGAUGUCAACGAUUCGCCGCCCACAUUUGCUUCGGAUAAGAUUACGCUGUAUGUGCCAGAGAAUUCGCCUGUGGGUUCAGUAGUGGGCGAAAUACAUGCGCACGAUCCGGAUGAGGGCGUCAAUGCGGUGGUGCACUAUUCCAUUAUAGGCGGCGAUGACUCCAAUGCUUUCUCUUUAGUGACACGCCCAGGCUCGGAGCGUGCGCAGCUGUUAACGAUGACGGAGCUGGACUAUGAAUCCUCACGCAAGCGCUUUGAGCUGGUGGUGCGAGCUGCCAGUCCGCCGCUGCGCAAUGAUGCGCACAUAGAAAUUCUAGUGACCGAUGUGAACGACAAUGCGCCAGAGCUGCGCGACUUUCAGGUGAUAUUCAACAAUUUCCGCGAUCACUUUCCCAGCGGCGAAAUUGGACGCAUACCCGCCUUCGAUGCGGAUGUGAGCGACAAGUUGAACUAUCGUAUAUUAUCCGGCAAUAAUGCGCAGCUGCUGCGUCUGAAUCAAAGCACAGGCGGCUUGAUAUUGAGUCCACAGCUGAACACCAAUGUGCCCAAGUUUGCCACCAUGGAGGUAAGCGUGUCCGAUGGCAUCAACGAAGCCAAGGCCAUAAUGCAGCUGGCCGUGCGACUCAUUACCGAGGACAUGCUCUUCAAUUCGGUUACAGUGCGUCUGAAUGAAAUGACUGAGGAGUCGUUUCUGUCGCCUUUGCUCAACUUCUUUCUGGAUGGCCUGGCUGCCAUUAUACCCUGUCCCAAGGAGCACAUCUUCAUCUUUAGCAUACAGGACGACACUGAUGUGAGCUCACGCAUACUCAACGUUAGCUUCUCGGCCAAGCGUGCGGAUGUUUCACACGAGGAGUUCUAUACGCCGCAGUAUUUGCAGGAGCGCGUGUAUCUCAAUCGCGCCAUACUGGCGCGCCUGGCCACAGUCGAGGUGCUGCCCUUUGAUGAUAAUCUGUGCGUGCGUGAGCCUUGCCUCAACUUUGAGGAGUGCCUCACUGUGCUCAAGUUCGGCAAUGCCUCCGAGUUUAUACACAGCGAUACGGUGCUCUUCCGCCCCAUAUAUCCAGUGAAUACAUUCGCCUGCUCCUGUCCUGAGGGCUUCACGGGCAGCAAGGAGCACUAUCUGUGCGACACUGAGGUGGAUCUCUGCUACUCGCAGCCUUGUCUGCAUGGCGGCAGCUGUUUGCGGCGUGAGGGCGGCUACACUUGCGUUUGCGACGCCGCCUACACGGGCGUCAAUUGCGAAACGAGCCUGGCCGAGCUGCCCGCCUGCAUGACGCCCAACUGUGAGCACGGCCUGGGCCACGCCUGCCUGGACAACUAUUUGAGUGCACAGCCGCCUGCGUACACCGCCAGCUGCGAGCUGCGCGCGCGCUCCUUUACGCGCAACAGCUUUCUGACCUUCGAGAGUCUCAAGCAGCGACAUCGCUUCAACAUCAAGCUGCGCUUUGCCACAGUGCAGCAGCAGGGAUUGCUGCUCUACAAUGGACGCUACAAUGAGCUGCACGACUACAUUGCCUUGGAGCUGCUCGAUGGCCACAUUAGCUUCAGCUAUUCGCUCGGCGAUCGCAGCGAGCGCGUGCAGCUCAAGCAGCAGCACAAGCUCAGCGAUGGCCGCUGGCAUGAAGUGGAGCUGAUCUAUCUGAAUCGCACUAUUACGCUCGUGCUGGAUAAUUGCGACACGGCUAUAGCGCUGUCGGGUCAGCUGGGCGCGCCCUGGAACUGCGCCAAUCGCACCACACUGCAGCUGGACAAGCGCUGCGCCUCGCUCACCGAGAGCUGCCAUCGUUUUCUCGAUCUGACGGGUCCGCUGCAGCUUGGCGGCUUGCCACGCAUUCCUGCGCAUUUUCCUGUUUCCAAUCGCGACUUUGUCGGCUGCAUCUCCGAUCUGCGCAUAGAUGAGCGCUAUGUGGACUUGAACGCCUAUGUAGCCGACAAUGGCACUGUGGCGGGUUGUCCACAGAAGGCGACGCUUUGUGCCUCGGAGCCCUGCUUCAAUGGCGGCACCUGCCGCGAGGGCUGGCGCAUCUACAGCUGCGAGUGCGCGCCAGGAUUUGCAGGCAACAACUGCGAGGACAGCAUACCCGCACCCUGGCGCUUCACUGGCGCCGGCUCGCUCAGCUUCAACCCACUGCUGCGUCCCAUACAACUGCCCUGGCUCAUCUCCUUCUCGCUGCGCACGCGUCAGCAGCAGGCGUUCCUUAUGCAAAUCCAAAUAGGCCAGAACAGCUCCGCAGUCAUCAGUUUGAAGGCGGGCGUGCUCUACUUCAUCUACGACAACGAGCCCAUGUUCCUGGCGGGCGUGUAUCUGGCCGAUGGCGACUGGCAUCACGUCGAGCUGCGUUGGCAGCAAAGCGGCGAGCUGCACUUCAGCGUGGACUAUGGACAACGCACUGGCGCUGUGCCCAUUGCGGAGAAGGUGCAGGGACUCUAUGUGGGCAAGAUUGUCAUGGGCAGCGCAGACGGCAGCAUUGGAUCCGUGCUGGAUUCGCUGCCCUACGAGGGUUGUCUGCAGCAGGUGCGCAUAGGCGCUGGCCAAUCCGUGCUGGCGCGUCCCAGCAUACGCGAGAAUGUGCUCGACGGCUGCGAGUCCCAGGCGCAGUGUCCCAGCAGCUGUCCCACGCACGCCAGCUGCCAAAGCAGCUGGGAUGAGGCCAACUGUGAGUGCGAGGCCGGCUAUGUGGGCAGCGAGUGCGCGCCCAUUUGCUCGGUGCAGCCCUGCGCCGCCGGCGUCUGUCGCGCCAAUGCGACUCUGCCGCGUGGCUACAGCUGCGCCUGCAACAGCAGCUUGCAACAUGGCCAAUACUGCGAGCAGACGCUGCAGCAACCCUGCCCGGGUGGCUGGUGGGGCGAGCGCGUCUGCGGGCCCUGCAAGUGCAAUCUGGAGCAGGGCUAUCAUCCGGACUGCAACAAGACGACGGGUCAGUGCUACUGCAAGACGAAUCACUACCAGCCGCUGAACGAGAGCGCCUGCCUGGCCUGCGACUGUUAUGCCAUUGGCAGCUACAGCAGCGCCUGCAAUCGCUUGAGCGGACAGUGCGAGUGUCGCGAGGGCGUCAUUGGGCGUCGCUGCGACUCCUGCUCCAAUCCGUAUGCCGAGGUAACGCUCAAUGGCUGCGAAGUUGUCUACGAUGCGUGUCCGCGCAGCUUUGCCGCCGGCAUUUGGUGGCCACGCACACCGCUGGGUGCGCUCAGCAUUGAGUCGUGUCCGCUGCCGGCGCGUGGCAAGGGACAGCGCAGCUGCGACAGUCAAACGGGCAGCUGGAGCAAGCCGGAUAUGUUCAACUGCACUUCAGAGCCGUUUGUCGAGCUGCGGCGCCAACUUUCGCAAUUGGAGCAACUGCAGCUGGAGCUCAACUCGUUUGUAGCCAUCAAAAUGGCGGAGCAGCUGCAGUCGGCCUGCGCUGCCGUCGAUCGCAGCAGCGGCAUAAGCAAGACAGCCACGCCUCCCAGACACAACAGACGCUACAAAAUGGAGUCCAGUUUUCUGCUCAACUCGGCGGCAAGCGUUUGGUCGCAGGAGCUGCACAUGGAUUAUCUUUCAGAUGAGCUAAAGUUCUCCCACGAGCGUUUGUAUGGCGCGGAUUUGCUUGUGACCGAGGGCAUCUUACAGGAGCUGCUCAACUAUGAGCUGCGCCAGAGUGGACUCAACUUGACGCACAGCCAGGACAAGUACUUCAUCAAGAAUCUGCUAGCAGCCGCCAGCGUUAUACUCGAUCGCAAAUACGGCGCCGAAUGGCAGCGGGCCACCGAGUUGAUUCAACGUGGUCCGGAGGAUCUGAUGGACGCCUUCAACAAGUACAUGGUGGUGCUGGCGCGUGCCCAACACGACACCUACACCAAUCCCUUCGAGAUUGUGCAGCGCAACAUGGUGUUGGGUCUGGACAUCGUCACCAGCGAGUCGCUGUUUGGCUAUGAGCCCGAGCAGCUGAGCGAGUACCACAAGACCAAGUACUUCAAGCCCAAUGCCUUCACCACGGAGCGUGUCGUGCUGCCGGACACGUCGUCGUUUCUGCAGCAUUCCGCCAAGCAGCGCGCCGUCAUCAGCUUUCCCAAGUACAAUAAUUACAUAUUGGACAAGCUGAAGUUCGAUAAGCACAGCAAGGUGCUGGUGCCGCUGGAUAUGCUGGGCAUAACGCCGCCGGCGCAGGAUGAGUUCAGUCAGGGCAGCAAGGCGCAGGACUAUCGCGCCAUUGUGGCCUAUGCGCAGUACAAGGAUGUGGGUCAGUUACUGCCGGAGCUUUAUGAUGAAACAAUCACUCGACGCUGGGGCGUUGAUGUGGAGCUGGCCACGCCCAUACUCUCACUGCAGAUUCUAGUGCCCUCCACGGAGUCAGAGCAGCAGCAGCAGUCCAGGCUUGAAAUUCCCUCGCGUAAAAUAUCCGCCGCUGUUAGCAGCAUCUCUGCUUCCUCCAGUUCCAAUGAGGACGGCGUGCGUGAGCAACAAUUUGUGGAGGUAUUCGAUGUGCCCAAGGCGCCCAGCAGCAGCAGCGAACAGCAGAUCGAGGACAUACGCAUUACGGCACAUGAAAUUCCACCACCCGAGUCUGUUGAGCAAGGCGGCAGCAAGGAAUCCUUGGAGGCAGAGCAGCCGCACAUUCGUCUCAAUCUGGAGGACAUUGAGUUCCAUGGCAAUUCCGGCGAGGAAGUGAGCGUCGACUCUUCACCCGAACAGCUUAAUCCCAACUUUGAGGGUGCCGCUGACAGCAAUGAGAAAGGCGAGAACGAAGCCGUUUAUCGCGAUCGUCGCUUAGUCAAGCGCCAGGUGGAGGUUAUUUAUCCAUCAGAGCAGUUGAAGCCACAGCAGCUGGUGUACCGCUCACUGGGCUCGCCGCAUUUGUCACAGCCCAUCAAGCUGCAGCUGUGGCUAGACAUGGAGUCCUCACGCUUUGGCCCACGCUCUAAUCCGCAGUGCGUGCGCUGGAACAGCUUCACCAAUCAAUGGACGCGUCUGGGCUGCCAAACCGAAAUCCCAGACUUUGAUGUGGACUAUCCGCAACAGCAGCCAAUUCUCAUUAACUGCAGCUGCACGCACAUUUCCAACUAUGCGGUUAUAGUGGACAUAAUUGAUCCGGAGGACAUACCGGAGCCGUCGCUGCUGGUGCAGAUCACCUCCUACUCCGCCUUUAUGGUCUCGCUGCCGCUGCUGUUGGGCGUGCUGCUGGCUCUUGCGCUGCUACGCGGCCAGCAGACCAACUCGAACACCAUUCACCAGAACAUUGUACUCUGCGUCUUCUGUGCGGAGCUGCUUUUCUUUGUAGGCAUGCAGUCGCGUCGCCAGCUGCUGGAGAACGAGUUUCCCUGCAAGCUGAUUGCCAUUUGCCUGCACUACUUCUGGCUGGCUGCCUUUGGCUGGACCACCGUCGACUGUGUACAUCUCUAUCGCAUGCUCACCGAGAUGCGCGACAUUAACCACGGACCCAUGGGCUUCUACUUCGCUCUCGGCUACGGCGCUCCAGCUGUCGUUGUGGGUCUCUCCGUUGGCGUCAGGGCACACGAGUACGGCAACAGUCUGUUCUGUUGGUUAUCUGUUUACGAACCUGUGGUCUGGUGGCUGGUGGGUCCUAUUGCGGGCAUGUCCGUGGUGAAUCUGCUGAUACUCUUUGUGUCCGUCAAGGCUGCCUUUACGCUCAAGGAUCACGUGCUGGGCUUUGGCAAUCUGCGCACACUGCUCUGGCUUUCGGUUGUCUCGCUGCCGCUGAUGGGCGUGAUGUGGGUGCUGGCUGUGUUGGCUGCCUCGGAGCAUUCGCAGCUGCUGAGUCUGUUGCUCUCGGGCGUAGUACUUCUCCACGCGCUCUUCUGCCUCAUUGGCUACUGCAUUAUAAACAAGCGUGUGCGUGAGAAUUUGCAACGCACUUGUUUGCGCUGCAUGGGACGCAAAGUGCCGCUGCUGGACUCGUCCAUGGUGGUGAGCAACAGUUCGCAUAAUGUGAAUGGCGCUGCCAGGCCGAAUAAUUUCCUAGCCGGCAACUAUGACACGGCCCGACGCAACAUAGGCAUAAGUGCCUCCAGCACAACGUCGCGCAGUACGGCCAAGACCAGCUCCAGUCCAUAUAGCGAUGGACAGCUGCGUCAGACGUCCACCUCCACCUCAAACUAUAAUUCAGCUAGCGAUGCGCCCAGUUUUCUGCGUGGCUUUGAGUCCUCGAAUGCAACGCGUGGGCGAGGCGGCGGCGGUGGCGGCGAGGAAAAGCCGCGACGACAGCGCAAGGACUCAGACUCCGGCUCAGAGACAGACGGACGCUCGCUCGAACUGGCCUCCAGUCACAGCAGCGAUGAUGACGAGUCGCGCACCGCGCGCUCCUCAGGCACACAUCGCAGCACGGCCACCAAUGCAACGCCGGCGUACUUGCCCAACAUUACGGAGCAUGUGCAGGCCACCACUCCGCCAGAGCUGAAUGUGGUGCAGAGUCCGCAGCUGUUUCCCAGCGUCAACAAGCCUGUGUAUGCGCCACGCUGGUCCAGCCAGCUGCCAGAUGCGUAUUUGCAGUCACCGCCGAACAUAGGACGUUGGUCCCAGGACACGGGCAGCGAUAAUGAGCAUGUGCAUGGCCAGAAGCUGACCAUUUCGCCCAAUCCGCUGCCACUGCCCAAUCCAGAUCUCACGGACACCAGCUACCUGCAGCAGCAUCACAACAAGAUAAACAUGACGCCUUCGAUACUGGAAAACAUACGCGAUGCACGCGAUGGCUACGAGGACAGCCUGUAUGGCCGGCGUCAGGAUUAUGGCGAUAAGUACGGCUCAUAUAAGCCGCCCAGUCACUACGGCAGCGAGCAUGACUAUCCGCCUGCCGGCGGCGCCAGUGGCUCUCAAACUAUUGGACAUCUGCGCAGCUUUCAUCCAGACGCCGCCUAUCUAAGCGACAAUAUCUACGAUAAGCAGCGCACGCUGGGCAGCGGAUACCUGGGCGCCAAGUCCGAGUCGCCUUAUCUGACCAAGGAGCGCAUUACGCCGGAAAUUUACGGCUCGCGCGACGGCCACUACAGCCUGAAGCGACAGCCCGCCUAUGCCACAGGCUCGCUGCACUCGGUGCACUCGCUGCUCAAGAACGACUACCAGCAACAGCAGCAGCAGCAACAACAGCAGCAGCAUCACCAACAUCAGCAGCAGCAACACGACCGCCUGUCUGAGGGCUCGGAUAAGAAUGGCUAUCACUUUCCCUACACCGCCGAGGAGGAUCACUUGCAGCAGCAGGCACGCAAGCUAAGCGGUCAGCUGCCCCACCACAUGUUGCAGCCACAUGCGGCGCUUGUGAACGACAUGAACAAUCCCGGAUUGCUGGCGCGGCACACGCUCAACGGCAGCCUCGGCCCCGCGGGCAACUCGCGGCACAGCUCACGCGCAUCCUCGCCGCCCUCCAAUAUGGUGGCGCCCAUGCAGCCGCUGGGACCGCUGGCCAGCAUCACGGACACAGACUCCGAGUACGACAUUAUUUGGCUGCAUCGCAGACAGCAGAGGCAACAUUAUCCUUGGUCGCUAACAAUAUGGCGGAAUAUUGAUGAUGAUGAGACCACGGUGUGACGACUGUCUACAACUAGACAACAACAACAACAAGUACAGCGGCAACAACAACAGCCGCAAAUACAAAAACAAAAGCCGAAACAUUUUCCGAAGCAACGCGCACAUAAGGAAGUAAAUCAAUUUGCAACUAUCAGACGCAAACCACAAUUUAAAUUGAACACAAAUCUUUAAGCACUUUAUGCAGCGAGCCAGCUUUGCAUGCAUACCACAUAGAUUUUCAAUUUAAAAUUUACAUUGGAAAAUAUUACAAAGGCUUAAGUUAAGACACAUGGCUGCAACUCAACAUAAUAAUAAUAAUAAUAAUUGUACAUAUGCAUACACACACACACACAUACAUACAUGACAGUAAACUUGUAGCUUAAAACAAUGAUGUAAAACAUAUAUACACACAUUCCACAUACUUAUACACAUAUAUUUUUUAAUAUUUAAAUUUAUUUAUGUAUAAACAACAACAUAAGUCGAACUUAAUGCUUUAUGUUGUAAAGUAAUUUAAAGUACAUAUACAAUAAAUAUUACGUAUACGUAAUACACACGCAGACACUGAGCCACACUUUAGCCUAUACAUAUGUACACAGUUUACUGCAUUUAAGCGCUGUAUGUAUUUAAUUAUAUUUAAAUAUACUUACUGUACUGUACUACCAUUUAACAAAAGUCAGACUGAUUUUAAGCAUUUGUUUAUUAUUAUUAACUACUAAGUAUUGCAUAAACAAAGCUCAACAUACACACACACUCACACACACACACACACACACACACUAGCGCACUUCAUAUAAACAAAUUGUAAGUCGACUUUUAUUUCAACUGCCAAAUGUUUUAGCAUUUUAUUUUGCAGGCGUAUAAAAUACAGCAAAUAUUUAUAAACAAAUCGUGUGCCUCAUACGAAUUAGAGCUUAUUAUGCCAAAUUAGUUAAAGAAAGAAUAAAUAAAGCAAACGUAUACAAUUUAUAAUUCAUUUGCUUGUCAUUUAGUUGAAUGUUUUUAGCUUCAUUUGCAAAUGCAAAAUCUAUGUUUAACUAAAUGCAUUUAUAAAUUAAACUCGGAAUCGCCUGUUAAACCAAAUGUAUGCAAACCACUGUACAAAUUCGAGUGUGUAGCAGCAAAAUAAAUCAUCAGAAUCUAUUUAAAAAUACGCCCAAAUGAAAUUAGAGUCUCACACGCACACACACAUACACACAGUCACAGACACUCACUCAAACACAAACAAAGCUAAACAUAUCCAGCAGUUAAUGUCUAUGUAACAAAUUAAAUGUGCGUUUGAAUGUUUGUUUGCACUGUUGGUAGAACAGUUUGUUGUGCCAGUUGAAAUGCAUUCCAUUAUAGCCACAAACAGUUGCAAUUUACUAUGCCCACAUUUAUGCGUGUGUUUAAUAUUAUAAAUAAAUAAUUGAUAAGCUGCUGUGUACGUUAGUUUGAGCUUCAACAAUGGCAGUUUACAACUAGCUUCAUUUUGUGGCUACACCAUCAACACGAACGUAACCAUCUAAAACAGUAAUAGCCAUUUAAACGCAAUCUUUUUGAAGUGACUGUGAAAGGCAAUGGUUAAUGUCAUAAAGUUGCUUGCCACCCUCGCAGUCACUUUAAUUUUGCUUGUUAGUUGCCAUUGUUUGAAAUUGACGCAAUAUGAGAAUCAUAAUAUUUAUGUGAAUUGAUUUAAUUGUAAAUUAUAAC